UUCCCAUUAGCUGUUGACGAUUAUCAAAUUUUCAAAUCUCCCUUCACCAGAUACAACGACGGUGAUUACUACCCAGAUGGCAUGCCCCGGCAGCAGUUGCAGCAGCAGAUGAAUGGCCCAGGUUCCCCACGGUACUCGAGUGGCCACGGUGGCCUAGGCAGGGAUCGGUUCCGUGACAGAGUUACCAUUGACAGGGAGCGUGGAGGCCCACCCGGCGCUGGAGGUUAUCAAGAUCAGGGGGGCGACCGUUACGGCGACGACGAAUACAUUUCCACACCGCAGCAGAUGAAGCGACAGAUGCGUGGCGAAUCGAUGGGACGAGAACUGGCAGGGCAAAUGGGGCCGCCACCGCGGGGUUCCCAAAACUCACGAAAUUCCGACGGUAAUUACCCGCCGGUGGCCUACAGAAACAAUAUGCAAAAGUCGCCAGCAAUGCGCGCUCAGUCCCUGGACCGUCGCAUGUUCCGCCGGGAUCCCCAGAUGGUGGACUUUGACGAGGAGGGCGGUCCAGGCGGCAAAACGCCAAUUCUGUGCAAUAAGUACGCCCUGGAGGACAUGGACGAGCAGCAGCAGCAGCAGCGGGGCAGUCCACGUGGCCGGGGAGGACCGGGCGGGGACGGGUUUCACGAUGGCCGCGGUCCGAUGAACCCACGCAGCCAGUCGAUGCCGCGGCAGUCCCGGUACGGUGACCGUCUGAUGCCGGACCGGUUGCCCUACUACAACGAGGACAACGAGAUGAUGGAGAUGAACGCGGCGGCGCGGAAGCCCUCGCACCCGUCCACGGGCCGGCGCCGGGAGAGGCCGGUGCCAGCACCAUCGCCACGCAUAAUGUCGCCGAUGGGAUUUGCGGUCCACCGACAGGCGCGUCAUCUCCAGAACGUGAUCGACGACAGCUCGCUCUACGAUGACGAGUGGGACAGCGGGGACCUGCCCCCGUCUUCCGUGGUCCGACCCGUGCCGAUCUGGCUGUGCGUCUUCCUCGUCGUCAGCUACAUCAUUGCCGGUGCGUUCAUGUUCUCCAAGUGGGAGGAAUGGUCCUUCCUCGACUCGGCCUAUUUCUGUUUCAUCACGCUAACCACCAUCGGUUUCGGCGAUUUCGUCCCAGCGCAGGGAGUGAAAAACGAUUCGGAAAUUUCCAUCGCAUUGUGCUCGCUGUACUUACUGUUCGGGAUCGCGCUGCUGGCGAUGAGCUUCAAUCUGGUGCAGGAGGAAGUCAUAUCCAAUUUAACCUCUACUCCCCUCCUUCUCUUCUACAUCCUUCUUCUUUACAAACUUCCUAAAUAUUUCUUUCCUUCCUCUUUAGUAUUACCUCCACCACCAUCCUAUAUUCCCCAUAACACCUAA
Culex pipiens pallens (northern house mosquito) is the source of this 1344-nucleotide messenger RNA. RefSeq lists its product as uncharacterized. Gene Ontology annotation, molecular function: potassium ion leak channel activity. Gene Ontology annotation, cellular component: membrane. The annotation marks the transcript as partial. The transcript is spliced from 4 exons. Gene Ontology annotation, biological process: potassium ion transmembrane transport; stabilization of membrane potential. NCBI's taxonomy places the organism in Eukaryota, Metazoa, Arthropoda, Insecta, Diptera, Culicidae. The record is from RefSeq and is a predicted model, not a curated record.